This is a messenger RNA of Eremomyces bilateralis CBS 781.70, 417 nucleotides long. RefSeq lists its product as uncharacterized. The record is from RefSeq and is a predicted model, not a curated record. The coding region runs from base 1 to 243 and encodes 80 amino acids. NCBI's taxonomy places the organism in Eukaryota, Fungi, Ascomycota, Dothideomycetes, Eremomycetales, Eremomycetaceae. The transcript is spliced from 2 exons.
AUGGCUACGGGGGAGCUACCUCCUCUCUACCGUCAUCCCUCGCCACCGAGGGAACCAUCCUCUCCCACGGCGACCAACCCCAUCACGGAGACCAUCCUCUCCUCCGGCACCACAGAGACCAUCCUCUCCUCCGCCCUCAAUCCGAUCAAGAACCACCUAGCCCUUUACCCAGCACCUUCAACACCACCCACGGACAUCCCGGAACGGCAAACUGCCCCUGAAGCACCGCGUGAGCCACCUUAACGACGGCCUUACCCUGAAGAUGAUGUUUAAGGAGGAGUGUUAGAUAUCAACCAUCCUCUAGAGGUUGGGAGUCAGGUGACAUCCCAAUACGGCUAGUACCAUGUGGUCACCUCCUAUUCCUCCGAGGCCUCCCAUACUCCUAGAUAGAUUAAUCAAUCACGUAUCAAUACUUCU